This is a messenger RNA of Zingiber officinale, 2721 nucleotides long. RefSeq lists its product as uncharacterized. The record is from RefSeq and is a predicted model, not a curated record. The transcript is spliced from 7 exons. Bases 485 to 2344 code for a protein of 619 amino acids. NCBI's taxonomy places the organism in Eukaryota, Viridiplantae, Streptophyta, Magnoliopsida, Zingiberales, Zingiberaceae.
GCCUCUGGAUUCCCCAAUGUUCAAUUUUGGAUCUCUAGAAUAGAUCGCGUCCUCGGGGCGGCGACCAACCAGAACGGCGGUGGCGUUGCACCGGAGGGAGAGAGCUCCAUAUCAGAUGGUUGGAUUGAAUCGAAAAAUCGACAGCGUGGGAUGACUGAGAAGGAGAAGAGGGCAGCCUUUCAGUUCUUGUUCGCUUCUUUGUUUGCUCAGUGCUUAUUCUUUAAUCUUUAUACGUGCCAUUAAUGGCGAGGAGGGCCAUGGUAGAUUAUUUGGGGGUUACAGUUGUUUGGUUUGGCUGCUUCUUUCGCGUCGCGUGAGAGAGAGGCGAAGAUCAGUAAAAGCGCCGCUUCGCUCCUUGUGCUUCAAGCUAGUGGCCGAGCGAGGGAUCAGAGCACCGGAUGCGAUUGACCAAUAUUCAAGGGAUUGUUGCAGUGAAAUCAAGUUGUUCUUAAAUGCUUGAGUAGAAGCACAUAGCUUAAAGAAGAUGGAAGAUAUUUUCUUAGUUGGGCAAGAAUCAUCAGAUGAAAAGCUUACUUCAUCUCAUAGUCAAAAGAAUAGUUUAACAAAUGAAGAUGACAACCGCUUCACUCUUUCUGAGGGUCAAGUGGAGUGUGAUAGCGAGAACCUUUCCAGCAAGGUACCAUUGAUCAUGGAUAUCAAGGAUCUGAAAAGUGGAAGAUGUUUGAUACAUAAAUCUCGUCCUCGCACCAGCCAACCCAUUUUCGCAAAUUCUUCAUAUGUGACGAGUACCAGUAAUGGCAAUGCACCACUUUGCAUUCAUUCAGCAAAGCUAAGUUUCGACUCUUUUCACAUCCUCUGCAGAAAGAGUUCAUUGUCAAGUAUCCCUUCCAGACACACACUCUAUGGUUACAGCCCAAACUUUAAGCAGCGAGUGAAAUCUCGAAGUGUAUGCAGCCUGACUGAUCUCAUUGUUGAAUGUUCACCUACAGUGCAAACAGGGAAUUUACUUCUGCACCCCUCAACCGGAUUGCUUCUUCGUUCAGUAAACGAAACUUUGAAAAGAAAAGUCCUAACGAAGAGUGCAGUGGAUUUUCAGUCAGCUCUUCAAGAUGGUAUGAAACAGAUAAUGACAAAGACAAUCAGCGUAAGUGGCGAUAAAACAAUGGAGGAGUUAAUUUCUCAUGAGAGACAUUUUUGUUGCUCAAGUUCGAACUCAAAGUCAUUGUGCCAGUCUAAUUCAUCCAACUCAGCUCUUCUUCAGUGUGUCUGGGAGAACAGGUAUCCCUUCUUCCUGUUCUCUGUGGGCAAGGAUCAUGGGAAGAGCAUAUACGUUGCCAGUCCACAUGAUACCAACAAUUCUUCAAUUGACAAGGCCCUCGACUAUAUCUAUCUGUUUCAUACACACACUGAAAAAAUAAAGGAAUCAAAUCAUAGUGUUUCUAACUUGGUUGCUAAGAUGAAGGUAAGAAGUUUUCUGCUUCUUGGUUCUGGCAGACCCAAUUGCACCGAAACUGAAUUUGUUCUGUCAGCUGCCAAUGAGGACCUUUCGAGUGGGCUGCAAACAUUCACAUCUAGUCUUGUUAAAAGCAAGGAGCUACCCUGUAGAUUGUCUGAAAUAUUUAGGUUAAAUCGCCAUUCAAGAUCUCAUUCAAUACAAAAGGUUGGUGGUUUGAGCUCUCAGUUUGAGGAACUACAAGAACUUCAUACAAGUAAGCUAGGGAUGAUUGAUGAAGCAGGUUGCCGGAAGGUUCCUUUUGCCGAUUUCCCUCGUUGUCUUGAGUUGGCUGCAAUAGUUGUAAAAACUUUUAGCUUUGCUAGGAACGAGGGGGCAUCAUCACCUGGUGGUUGGGGUCUCAAAUUUCUCGAGAAAGGUGAAGUUAAUGAUGCCAGUGCUUCUCGAGCGUCUCUAUGUUCUUCUGGAUCCAAGCUAAAUGAGCAUUGGAGGUCAGAUAUAAAUGUGAAUGUUCUUAUCCCUGCUGGGAUUCAUGGUGGCCCGAUUUCUGGAAUCACUGGCCCUUCUGGUCUCAUCGACAGAUGGAUGUCCAAUGGGCAAUGUGAUUGUAGCGGCUGGGACGUCGGGUGUCCAUUGACGGUACUUAACAACAAUUCCGAGGAGGAUUCGAAAUCUCUCAACCUGACUAUGGAGGGUGCCAAGGGCGAACCGGUUUUCGAGAUGUGCUGCUUAAACAAAGACCUCUACGACAUCCACUUCCAACCAAGUCUUUCAGCUCUUCAGUCAUUCUCCAUAGCUGUGGCAAUCGUCCAUUCACAAAUCCCCAGCCUUUAUCCAAAAUGCACAAUUCCAUCUUCCCGGCCCGAUUCUAGCAUCUGCCCGACUAUCCUACCUCUUCCCUGGUCAGACUUGGCACUUAGCUUCCACUAGUCAUGCCGGGUGAUAAAAAGGACACUUUGAUGCACGAAGCUCCCGUAUGCAAGGUUCCGGAGAAGAAUUUUCUAUUGUAUGCAAUCGUAUUUUGCAUUACAAGAAGUUAUUUUCACAACUCGGAACUCGAAACUAAAUCUCCUAGUAAAACUUAUCAAAAGUAUUUAAGAUCUCAAAACUAAACAACUAUCAUUCUAAAACAAUUUCUUAAAAACUUAUAGGAGAUCAUAAAUCCAAAACUUUUAGACUUCAAUUUUUCUUGUUUGGCUAUUUUGAUAUAAAAUGUAUCAAAUCAUUCUUGUGCUAUUUGAUGUGUUAAUUUGGUAUAAGAGUGACUUUGUGCUACAUUAGCUAGCUUAGUAUCAAAGUGAUCCUUC